AUGGAAGGUGGGGGAAUGGACCAGGUUUGCAUGGCUGCCAUGACAAACCAACCUCCAGUGUCCGAUAACAAGCCGAUGAAGAACAUCAGUGGGGAGAUGCCUGCAACCGCAACCGCAAACGCUGGAAGCGGCUCCUUUGACUGCAACAUCUGCCUCGACUUCGCUGCAGACCCAGUUGUUACCCUCUGUGGCCAUCUCUACUGCUGGCCUUGCAUCUACGAGUGGCUGCGACCGUCGGUGGUAUCAGCCUCCGGUGCCAACAGCACUUCAGCAAGGCAGCAGUGCCCCGUGUGCAAGGCCGCGCUAUCUGCUGACAGCCUCGUGCCGCUCUAUGGCCGUGGUGGUAGCUCGAAGAAAUCACUGGAUGGCACGGCCAUUCCUCGACGGCCAACAGUGCACCGGGAGAAUGUUGCGCACCAGCACGCGCAAAGCAGCAUCGAUGAUGACCGGCACCACCACAAUGUGGAGCCCAGCCCUCCGCUCCGGUCACUGCGGCAUGCGCACCACCACCAUCCUGGUGCCACCGAAUUCGACUUCGUCUACCCUCCUUCGCCAAUGGGGCGUGGCCUGAUCCACUCGACGGCUGGAGGAGUGCUUGGAGGGAUGGCGGAGGCGGUGCUUCCGUGGGCGUUCCGCGGCCAGGUGCCGCCGAGCAUGUACUACACAAGCCCCUACGCCGUUGCGGACCACACGGCGGGUCCCCGGCUGAGGAGGCAGCAGAUGGAGGUGGAGAGGUCCCUGCACCAGAUCUGGUUCUUCCUCUUCGUGUUUGUUGUGUUGUGUCUGCUCUUGUUCUGA
This is a messenger RNA of Triticum turgidum subsp. durum (durum wheat), 798 nucleotides long. Lineage: Eukaryota; Viridiplantae; Streptophyta; Magnoliopsida; Poales; Poaceae. The record is from the annotation of a GenBank genome assembly.